UCGCCGCAUUUACCAUCACAUUCUGUCUUUGGGAAAACAGAAAGGGCGGGUCAAGACGCACCCGCCCAAUUCGUCCAUCUCUCGCACGCCCCAAUCACACAUAGCCACGUCUCACCUUCUAUGCUGUAAAGCCCCAUACACAAGUCCCUCGGUCGUACAAGCUCUCUCCCUCUCUCACCAAACCCUCGUUCGCUCCCACACACUCCGUCGGAGACCCCCCACAAACAGCCGUUGAGCUCGCUGGAACCUAAAUUAAUCAUGGACCCGAGUUCUGAGCCCUAGAAGUGAGCGAUUGGAGCUCUUUGCACCUUCCCAUCUGGUUAUAUGCAUUCUUAGAGUAUCUUAAGCUGACAGACCGAAAGAGAGAGAGAGAGAGAGAGAGAGAGAUACACACAUAUAUAUAUUUACAGGAUGUACGCGGUGCCUCCACCACAGGGCUCCGAUCCGGGAUCCGGAUCCACCGAUGUUCGCCUUUACCAAGCUUGGAAAGGCAGCAAUAUAUUUUUCCUUCAGGGAAGGUUCAUAUUUGGACCUGAUGUAAGAUCGCUGGGAUUGACCAUAUUCCUUAUUGUUGCUCCUGUCGCAGUCUUCUGUGUCUUUGUUGCCAGAAAACUGAUGAAUGAUUUUUCACAUCACUUGGGGAUAUCAAUAAUGGUUAUUGCUGUUGUGUUCACAGUAUAUGUAUUAGUUCUUCUUCUGCUGACCUCUGGAAGAGAUCCUGGUAUAAUUCCGCGUAAUGCACACCCUCCAGAGCCAGAAGGCUUUGAUGGGAGUGUAGAAGCUGGGGCUGGCCAAACUCCACAGUUACGCUUGCCUCGCAUUAAGGAAGUAGUGGUCAAUGGUGUCAUUGUAAAGAUUAAAUACUGUGAUACCUGCAUGCUUUAUAGACCUCCUCGCUGCUCGCACUGUUCAAUUUGCAAUAACUGCGUGGAGCGAUUUGACCACCACUGCCCCUGGGUUGGGCAGUGUAUUGGGCUGCGGAAUUAUCGAUUCUUCUUCAUGUUUGUCUUCUCGACAACCCUUCUUUGUAUAUAUGUCUUUGCAUUCUGCUGGGUCUACAUAAGAAGGAUCAUGGGAGGAGAACAGACCACAAUUUGGAAAGCGAUGGUCAAAACACCAGCAUCCAUUGUGCUAAUAGCUUACACUUUCAUAUCCAUGUGGUUUGUUGGUGGUCUUACUUCUUUCCAUUUAUAUCUCAUCAGCACAAAUCAGACUACUUAUGAAAAUUUCAGAUAUCGAUAUGAUCGGCGAGCUAAUCCCUAUAACAAAGGCGUGGUUGAAAAUUUCACGGAACUAUUUUGCACCAGCAUUCCCUCAUCAAAGAACAAUUUCAGGGUUAAGGUACCAAGGGAACCCGGGUUACCUAAUAGGUCAGUGGGUGGGGGUUUUAUGAGUCCAAACAUGGGGAAAGCUGUGGACAUAGAAAUGGGCAGGAAAACAGUGUGGGGAGACAUGGGUGCUGGGGCGGGUCAUUGUGAAGGGCAACUUGACAACAAUGAUCGGCCGAAUGUAAAGGAUGGCGAAUUAGGCGAAAUUACUCCAGAUUUAAAAAUGAUGGUAGAGGGAGCAGGGGAGCAUGCUGCAAUACAUCCCAGGCGUUCCAGCUGGGGAAGGAAAAGUGGAAGCUGGGAAAUGUCACCUGAAGUUCUUGCUUUGGCCGCUAGAGUUGGGGAACCAAACCGUAAUGGUGGAUAGCAGCAAUGGCUUGACACUGAGAACUGAAAAUUCGUAGCGGAUUGGGUGAUGAAUGACUGGAAUUGGGAACUAAACUGGAUAUGAUUUGGUUGGUAUGGAGUGGGUGAGUUGAGAUUUCCACGAUUGAUCACUGAAGAUUAAUGUGCAGUACGGGUGGGGAACUUGCUUUGAUAUGUUGUGUUUUGUGUGGUGGGGGGUUCUAAUUUGGUUUGGCCUUUGUGAUCUUAGGAAGGAAUGUUAAUGGUGUGUUGUUGGUAUGAGUGAGCCUUCAUGAUAUGUCAGCAUUUGUGGAAUUAGUUAGCAUCUAACCAUACUGCAUUUGUGGAA
Juglans microcarpa x Juglans regia is the source of this 2022-nucleotide messenger RNA. RefSeq names its product probable protein S-acyltransferase 7. Gene Ontology annotation, cellular component: Golgi apparatus; endoplasmic reticulum. The transcript is spliced from 5 exons. NCBI's taxonomy places the organism in Eukaryota, Viridiplantae, Streptophyta, Magnoliopsida, Fagales, Juglandaceae. The record is from RefSeq and is a predicted model, not a curated record. Gene Ontology annotation, molecular function: protein-cysteine S-palmitoyltransferase activity. The coding region runs from base 412 to 1695 and encodes 427 amino acids. Gene Ontology annotation, biological process: peptidyl-L-cysteine S-palmitoylation; protein targeting to membrane.